UACACUCAGAUACACGAGUCGAGUGAUUCGAAAUCAGUGCGGUUCUCCGAUUCGGUGUGAAAGCGCCAUAUGAAAUAAAUUCGAAACAAAAAUCCAGAGCAAUUGAAAGAAUCAAUGAAAUAAAAAUUAAACAAAAAAUAAAAAGAAUUAAAAUUCUGAUGGACGAAUUUCAUCAGAUGUUGUAAAAAAAAAAUAUUUAUGAAAUAUUUCAAAAGUGGCCCACUGAGCGCUGAAAAAUCGAACCGAUCGAUCGGUAAAGGACUUUCGAUUUCGUUGCGGUUACGACGGGUGUGCGGCUAUAGCGGCUAUAGAUGAUAAAGCGCCGAUAAAGCGCCGGAGUGUAUAAACUUUAUUACAAAAACACCAACAAACCUACGGAAACAACAGCAGCAACAACACCAGCCAGCCGGGGAGCAUCAUCAUAGACACAACAAAAACCCAACAAUAUCUGUCUACACUUUUUGGUAUAUAUUCUCGUACGCAUCUGAGAUAUAUAAAACAAAAUUACAACAACAACAACAAACAAAAAUAAUAAAAAAUAAAAUAAAAAACGAAAAAAAAAAACGAUCAAUUCAACGAUUCUCGUGUCCGCGAUUGUGAUUGUAUGUUGCAGAUAUAUGCAUGUUGUAUAUACAAAUAGCCGACUGUUGCGACGACUUUUCUAUAUAAUCGGCUAGUGCACCAAUACAGCCAAAAGGUGCACAGAUACAUAGCCAGAUGCGGGUAUAUACGUGUAUGCAUAUAUCUAGCCAAAGUAGAAGAUAUAUCUAUGCGUAUAAGCUGAACGCGGCAGCGGCGCACUCUGCUCUGUUUUUUUCUUUUAUAAUUACUUUUGUCUAAAAUUAGAAGACGUGUUUGUGUGUGUUUGUGCGGUGUGUGCGGUGUAACAGUGUGCGUAUCCGUCUACGGCAACAUUCGACGUGUUGGUAUCCCGUACCCGUACCCGUACCCGUACCCGUGCCCGUGUCCAUACCCGUGACUCCCCUUGCCACAGUGCAUAUCACCCGUAUCCGUGUGCGCGAAGUCCGUGUCUGCUAUAUCGCACAUCAUCAUCAUCAGCAUCAAAACCUCAUCAUCGUCGUCGUCGUCGUCGACGUCGUCUUCGUCAGAGAUCAGAGACAAGAGGAGAAUUCCGCGGCCGCGGCAGAGUGUGUGUGUGUGCCAGAAAACACUCGUCGCCAGUGAAUCAGACUACGUACGGCUACGGCUACGACUACGGCUACGGCUAUAUAGAUCGCGUAUACGGCCAGACAAACAUUAUCGUAUAUCUCUCGCGGCGAGGAUUACAAUUACAACGCCAACAACAACAACCAGCCAGCAACAUCAAAAGCGUUCAGUACACACGACCAAUCGGGUGCCGAAGCUAAAGCCGAAUCCAAAUCCGAACCCAAAUCGGUAGCCGAAUCGCAAGCGGUGCGCGCGCGUGAAAAACCUCGUGAAAAAAACGCUCCAAACGCCACGCGACCUUAGGCCCGUUCGAAAUAAUAUUUUUGGGGGGGGCGUGCAGCGGGGCGUGGCCGUGCGUCCAUGUGAAACGCAGCCAAAAAACGAUAAUUCUAUUUAUUCGGCCAAACAAAAUGAGUCACCAUCAAAAGGAGAAUCAGCAAUCAUCAGCAACAGCAGCAUCAGUAGCAACAUCGCGUACAACAGCAACAAUUGGCAGCCAAGUGUUUUCAUAAAUUAAUGCUACAAAUACAGUGCGGUAGAAAAAUUCGAAAAAGAUUUUCGAAAAACAAUUUUUCCCUUGCCACCACUAUCUCUCUUUUUCCUAAUCACUCGAACUUGAACAGUCCGUCUCUUAUUUCGCCUCGUCUGUCGCUCAAAAUGCUACGAAACUAUCGAAAGUAUUUGCAGGAUAAACGAAAAUACGACAAGGCACAGCAGCGACGAGGCAGCGACGGUAACAUUUGUCACGAUUAAACAACAACAACAACAAUAACAACACCAAAAUCUCAAGGAUCGCUCAACAUAGGAGCAACCCCCCCAGCGUAGCAAGGCAGCACCAGCAGCAGCAGCAGCAACAACUGGCAACCAAAUACUCGUCGUAGAACCGCGAGCAAUAUUAAGAUUUUGUAAAUAAAGUCGGGGCAAUAGCAGCAACAACUUUGGAGGACGCCAUGUAUGCGCAACAUUUGCGCAAAUGGAGUCUAAAAACAAAAAAGCAACUAAUGCCAUUGAUAUUGCUAAUUAUCAGCAACAUGUUGCUCUAUCCGACGAUGAUAGUUGCAGGCGCAACAGCAACAGAGCAACACCAACAGCAGCAGCAUCAGCCACAGCAGCAACAGCAAAGGUUAUGGGAAGGCAGUGCCGAAGAAAGCAGCUACUAUAUACCACUGAGUUUGGAUAAUGGCAGUAGAGAAAGCAGCAGCAGCAGCAGUAGUAGUAGUAGCAGCAACAUCGACAACAAUAUCUUAAGUAGGCUGCUCAGCCACACCAGCAAUAGUCUUAGUAGCCGUAGCAAUCUUAAGUUAAUGCCAGCAACAGUAUUCGACGCACCAGAGCAACAUGUUGCUGCCGUGCCACAACAGCAGCAGCAGCAGCAGCAACAGCAGCCGCAGCAGCAGCAGCAGUCAAUGCAAAAAGUUCCAAAUACGUUAAUCAAUAGUCAACUAUAUAAUUUAUUAAAUAAUGGCAAGUCCAGCGAGGCGGCGAGCAGUAAAAUGCGACGUCACAUUGAACCCACACAUCUGCAACAUCAACUGCAAUUGCAACAGCAACAGCAGCAUCUGCAGCAGCUGCAACAUCUGCAACAGGCAGCAGCAAGCAACUAUAGUAGAAGAGCAGUGCCCAGCUACUUUAUAGAGUCCUACGAAGUGCCAGAUAGUCGGGCUGAUCAGGCGGUACGCAGUCGACGCGACGGCGGCAACCAGCAGCGGCAACAUCCUCGCACCCGGCAGCAGCAGGACAAGCGGGACCAUCGCCGGCUACGGCAGCAGCAGCGCCAGGAGCAACGGAAUCCCCACCAGCCCCGCAAUCACCAUCAGCACAAGCAGAAGCAGCAACAGCAGCAGCGGAGGAAGCAACACCAGCGGAAGCAUCGAGGUCGUCCCGGUUCCGGAAAGUAUUGCUCCGCCCGUGAUCCCGCCCAGCUGGCCUUUGCGGCGCCCACCGUCUUCCGGGGCGUGUUCAAGUCCAUGUCGGCGGACCGGCGGGUCAACUUCUCGGCCACCAUGAAGGUUCUGGAGGUGUACAAGCAGCAGCGUGACCUCCAGCUGCCCCAGCUCGUCCGGCUGCAGUUCGCCCUGAGGAACACCAGCAGAGAGUGCGACAUCUACCGCGAGCGAUUGCUGCCGCGGGGCCUGCUCCGGUCCGGCAACGAUCUGCAGCAGGCCUCGGAUAUAUCCUAUAUGAUGUUCGUCCAGCAGACGAAUCCCGGCAACUUCACCAUCCUCGGCCAGCCAGUCAGGGUAACGCCCUCGGUGCUGGAGGCGGUCAAGAUGGCUGUGAGUCCAAAUUAUGCACAGAACGCAUCGAUCACGUCGAUCACCUCAGUGCCGAGCAACUCGACCAUUAAACACGGCCAGGAGCUGAAGAUAAUCUGCAAGGUGACGGGCCAGCCGCCGCCGAAGGUCACCUGGUUCAAGGAUGACAGGUCCAUCAAUCGCAAGCGCAACGUUUACCAAUUCAAGCAUCACAAAAGACGCUCCGAACUGAUCGUGAGCUCCUUCAAUAGUUCCUCCGAUGCGGGCAAGUACGAGUGCCGGGCCAAGAACAAAGCCUCCAAGGCGAUCAUCAAGCGCCGCAUCAUGAUCAACGCCGAACCAGUUAUCGUUCGAGCGGAACCUCCUAGUAUGGGUGUACCUUGCGAUAAUAUCGAUUAUUGCUUCCACAAUGGCACUUGUACGUUCCUACCGGAUCUGGGAGAAUACUUUUGCAAUUGCGCGAACAAUUUCUUUGGCAGACGUUGCGAGAACAGUAUGCCCGACAGUAGAUAUUUUGUAAUCUACGGCCAAAUACAUACCUUAAAUAACGACUAUUAAUGCAUAGAAUUUUGUUUUAUUAUUUUUAUGAUUUUAUAAACAAAACGAAAAACAAAAAUUGAUUUCCCUGCACUCAAAAAUAAAAACAAAAAAACGUCGACAAUUGUAAUUUUUUACGAUAUUAAAAAAUUAGAGAAUUUGUUGCACCAGCAGACCAAAAUCCCAUCACCGUUCUCCAAAAAUUGCAACUACAAAAUGAAAAGAAAAAAAAAACGUAUCCAAAAUAGAAAACAUUUCAAAAUUCGCAAUGUUUCCAAAAUCCCAGAGUUCAGAGUUCCUUCUUCUACCCCCCAAGCGAAAAGUUCCAGAUCCAGACUGACUUUAGCAACGUUUGUUUUUGUGCACGGUGACAGAAUAUUUAAAAUGUAAAAAAUCCAAACAAAAAAAAUAUAUAUAUUAUAUAAAGGAUAUAAAAGUGAGAAUAAACAUUACCGAUUCGACCCUGACACUGACACUGUUGCGCUUUUGUUGUUGUAUCAUAGACAUAUACUUAUAUAAAUGAGAACAAAGGUUGACGUAGCCGAGAACUUUGUAAUAAAUCCUGUAAAUAUCUAUCGAUUUAACUAACUAUAAGUUUUGUGUACAUUUCAAACUAAGUUAAUGCAAGCCCUUCUUUAACCUUAAUUUAUUGUAUUUAAUUACACCUAAAUUAAACGUAACUUUAGCUCUAAGCCCACGCACAACACACACCACACACAACAAACAACACAACACCCCAAAAGUACCCACACACAAAACACAAACUAUAAAGCUACUUAAUUUCGAAAUA
Drosophila bipectinata is the source of this 4749-nucleotide messenger RNA. NCBI's taxonomy places the organism in Eukaryota, Metazoa, Arthropoda, Insecta, Diptera, Drosophilidae. The record is from RefSeq and is a predicted model, not a curated record.